AGAAUAUACAUGGAAUGCAAAAAAGGAUAAAAGUGGAAGAAAAAAUAUAGACAAUCUCAGUGCCAAUCUAACUAACCAGCUUGAAAAUGAGUACACCAAUAGUAACCGUGAAACAGGGCAAAUUAAAGGGGGCGAUCAUAGAGAACAUCCUAGGAUCAUCGCCGUACUACGCUUUCAGAGGGAUACCGUUCGCUGCACCUCCUGUUGGAGAACUCAGAUUUAAGGACCCGAUACCGAUUGGACCGUGGAACGACGUUAAGGACACGUCGAAACCCAACGAGUAUUACUGCCCGCAGAAGCAGAUAUACCCACCUUAUCAAAUCGUCGGGUCCGAGGAUUGCCUUUACCUGAAUGUCUACACCAAUUCUCUCGAUCAAUUGAAACCGGUUAUGUUCUGGAUUCACGAGGGUGCAUUCGUAUUCGGCAGUUCGAGUUUCCAGGAGGUGAGGCCCGAUUACUUGCUUCCCAAAGACGUGGUGGUCGUCUCGAGUAACUACAGAGUCGGUGCAUUCGGAUUUCUGAAUCUGGGCCAUCGAGUCGCGUCCGGGAAUUACGGCCUCAAGGAUCUGAUCUUGGCUCUGGAAUGGGUGAAGGAGAAUAUCUCCAACUUUGGAGGGGAUCCCAACAACGUGACGAUUUUCGGCGUGAGCGCAGGAUCGGUUUUGGUUCACGCCUUGCUUUUGUCGCCACGCGCGAAAGGAUUGUACCACAAAGCGAUCGCGCAGAGCGGAGUGCUUUGGAGCGCCUGGUGCAGGAAUCAAAGUCAACCGGAACGUGGAUUUAAAUUGGCGGCUACUCUCGGAAAGGAAACCGACGAUCCCGAGGAGGUGGUCGAAUUUCUUCGAAAAAUGACGGCCGAGGAUAUCGUGAAAGCUCAGUCUGCCAUCCUCACGUUGGAGGAAAAAUUCUCCUACUCGAUUCCUUUCGGGAUCAAUUGCGACGAGAUGGCGGAGAAUCCCGUUAUGCCGGAGUCUAUCGAGCAAUUACUCACGAAAGUCGCUAACGUACCCGUGAUAAUCAGUUACACGGCACACGAGUACAUCAUGUUCCUGAGAGGCAGAAAUCAAAAUGUAUUGAACGUUUUGAACGAGUAUCUGCCCACGUACGUGAGCAGUUUGGGAAUGUUGAAGAAGUUGGAGGACGAGGAAAUCGAGGAUUUGUACAAAAUUUUGACCGAUCAAUACUUCGACGGGAAACCGAUCAACGAUAAGAAACUACGAAAAGUGAUCGAUCUUCUCACUCUCAUCUAUUUCGAGCUACCCGCCAUUAUAACUAUAGAAGAUCGGGUGAAGAGAUCGACCUUGCCUACUUAUCUCUGCAAAUUCUCGUUCGUUGGCAACGAGAUAUCUCUCUCGGAUCUGGUGGUGAAACGUCACGUUUCUGGAGCAUCUCACACCGACGACGCCCCGUAUUUGAUAUAUUCACCGAGGUUAAAAAGUGACGAUCCUGAACCACCGGCGCUCGGCACGAAAGACAGGACCACGAUAGAACGAAUGACCAGGAUGUGGACUAACUUCGCUAAAACGGGGAAUCCCACUUCGAUUCAAGACGAGUUCGUCGACGUCGAUUGGAAGCCUGCUACCUCGGACAACCUCUCCUACUUGGAUAUUGGCGAUAAAUUGGAAAUCCUCCCUGUUUUACCACAUAUUCUAAGGGACGAGGUGUUGAACAGCAAUAGAAAUCGAAUAUCAAAAGAAAAAAGACAAAUGAUGUCGUCUUUUUUCAUUGACCGCGAAGAUGGCAAACAAUUCUGGCUCUGGUGAACCAAAUAGAAAUUA
Molecule: messenger RNA, 1778 nt
Organism: Apis florea (little honeybee)
Lineage: Eukaryota; Metazoa; Arthropoda; Insecta; Hymenoptera; Apidae
Product: esterase E4
Source: RefSeq, a predicted model, not a curated record